This is a messenger RNA of Helianthus annuus (common sunflower), 3155 nucleotides long. Its product is annotated as receptor-like protein kinase FERONIA. The coding region runs from base 243 to 2936 and encodes 897 amino acids. The record is from RefSeq and is a predicted model, not a curated record. Lineage: Eukaryota; Viridiplantae; Streptophyta; Magnoliopsida; Asterales; Asteraceae. Gene Ontology annotation, biological process: protein phosphorylation. The transcript has 2 exons. Gene Ontology annotation, molecular function: protein kinase activity; ATP binding.
UCACCCUCUCUCUCACCGGAUAUCCCCCAUUUUUAACACCUCAUUUCUCUCUCUCUCUCUCUCUGAUCAUACAACCAAAUUCAUUCAAUCAUCUCUCCAAUUUCAAAAAUCAACUGCUGCUUCUACAAUCUAUGGAUUCAACCUAACAACUACACUACAACAUCACGUCACAAUUUCAAUCAGAUUACUUGUUCUUCAGUCUUCAACUGUUCAUAUCACAGGUGUGAAUCUGUGGAACUAUAAUGAGAAACCCUAAUAGGUGUCACCUGUUGGAUUUCUUCACUUAUUUUCUGCUAUUGAGCUGUGCAAUUCAUUCAGUUAUAGCUGCUAAUUACUCUCCGGCCGAUAAAAUUUUGUUAAAUUGUGGUUCAUCUGAUGAAUUAACCGAUGAUGAUGGUAGGAGGUGGACCGCCGAUAUAGGGUCAAAAUUCGCAGAACCUGGUGCAAGUUCUGUAAGUGCAGAUGCAACUAUUCAAAAACCUUCUGUUCCAACAGUCCCUUACAUGAACGCUCGUAUUUUCAGAUCCGAAUUCACCUACAGUUUCCCUGUUGCUGCGGGACGAAAGUUCGUUCGCUUAUACUUCUAUCCAGCGGUUUAUGCUAAUAAUCUUGAUGUCUCCAAAGGCGUAUUCUCCGUCGUUUCUGGACCAUAUACCCUUUUGAAAAACUUCAGUGCAUAUGAAACGACAAAUAAUCUGAACUUUGAUUACAUCUCCAAGGAGUAUUCCAUCAAUGUCUAUUCCAUCAAUAACGAUUCUGCAACUUUGAAUUUAACAUUCACUCCGGCUCCCGGGACUCCCGAUUCAUAUGCGUUUAUCAACGGUAUUGAAAUCGUUUCACACCCUGAUAUUUACGCGUCUGAUGGAAAUACCAUGAUGGUCGGUUUAGGCACGACUUUCGAUAUCAACGACGCCACGGUUCUUGAAAACGUUUAUCGAUUAAACGUUGGCGGUCAGGCGAUUUCACCAUCUGGUGAUACCGGGCUUUUUAGACGGUGGACCGAUGACCCACCGUAUAUAUUCGGGGCAUCUGUUGGGAUUCCUGUGGCUACUGAUCCAAACAUCACAAUCAGUUACCCUUCGGGUAUGCCCGAUUAUAUAGCACCGGUUGACGUGUACAAAACCGCCCGGUCAAUGGGUCCAACCUACGAACUCAACCUAAAUUUCAAUCUCAGUUGGUACUUUGAUGUCGACACGGGCUUUUCGUAUCUGGUUAGGCUCCAUUUCUGCGAAAUUGCUCCAUACAUAACCAAGGGUAACCAACGGGUGUUUGAAAUCUUCAUCAACAAUCAAACCGCGGAAACCGAAGCCGAUGUUAUGCUUUGGGCAACAAAGAAAGAUGUUCCUGUCUUUAAAGAUUACGUUGUUACGAUGUCUCUCGGGGGUCCAAGACAAGAUCUAUGGCUAGCAUUGCAUCCAAACACUGCAAUGAAACCGCAAUACUACGAUGCAAUCUUGAACGGCGUUGAGAUAUUUAAAAUAAACACGACUGACGGUAAUCUUGCGGGGUCACUUCCGUCACCAGCACCCGUACAACCGGUCAUCGACCCUGGUAGGGGAUUGCCGAGAAAGUCAGGUAAGUCGAGCAAAACCGGGGUGAUCGGUGGCGGUGUUGGUGGCGGCAUUGCAGCUAUUCUUAUUAUCGGAUUGUUUGUUUGCUUUUUGACCCGUAAACGGAAGCAACGAAAGGAUCCGAGCUCGAGCGAUGGCCCGUCGGGCUGGCUCCCGCUUUCCUUGUAUGGAAACUCGCACUCUUCUGGAUCUACCGCCAAGACAACCACCACUGGAAGCUAUGCGUCUUCCCUACCGUCAAACUUAUGCCGCCACUUUUCGUUUUCGGAGAUCAAAGCCGCCACGAAAAACUUCGAUGAGUCUUUACUUCUUGGUGUCGGUGGCUUCGGGAAAGUUUAUAAAGGAGAAAUAGACGGUGGGGCCACUAAAGUUGCGAUAAAACGGGGGAACCCGUUAUCUGAUCAAGGUGUAAACGAGUUCCAAACGGAAAUUGAAAUGCUUUCAAAACUUCGACAUCGCCACCUCGUGUCAUUAAUCGGUUAUUGUGAAGAUAACAACGAGAUGAUUUUGGUGUAUGAUUACAUGGCUCACGGUACCCUUCGUGAACAUCUUUACAAAACCCAAAACCAACCGUUAACAUGGAAACAACGCCUUGAGAUUUGUAUCGGUGCGGCCCGCGGGCUUCAUUAUCUUCACACAGGCGCUAAACACACCAUCAUCCACCGUGAUGUUAAAACGACCAACAUUCUGCUAGAUGAGAAAUGGGUGGCUAAAGUUUCUGAUUUCGGGCUGUCGAAAACGGGCCCCGCUUUGGAUCAUACCCACGUCAGCACUGUGGUCAAGGGUAGUUUCGGCUACUUAGAUCCCGAAUACUUUAGACGACAACAAUUGACCGAUAAAUCCGAUGUUUACUCGUUUGGGGUUGUUCUUUUUGAGAUAUUAUGUGCGCGACCCGCUUUAAACCCGGCACUACCUAAAGAGCAAGUGAGUUUAGCCGAAUGGGCUCAACACUGUCACAAUAAGGGUAUUCUUGACCAAAUCAUUGACCCGUUCGUAAAAGGAAAAAUCUCGCCAGAGUGUUUCAAGAAAGUGGCGGAGACCGCCGUGAAGUGUGUGGCCGACCAAGGCAUUGACCGGCCAUCGAUGGGCGAUGUGUUGUGGAACCUUGAAUUUGCGUUGCAGCUUCAAGAGAGCGCGGAAGAGAGUGGCAGCAAAGGGACGUUAGAUUUGGAAACCGGUGGUUACGAUGAGGUGCCGCUAAAAGGAAAGGCGGGUGGUGGUGGUGAGUAUGAUGGAAACGUGACGGAUUCUAGAAGCACCGGGAUGUCUAUGAGCAUUGGCGGGAGGAGUCUUGCUAGCGAGGAUUCAGACGGGUUAACACCGAGUGCGGUUUUCUCCCAAAUUAUGAACCCGAAAGGUCGUUGAGAUUUCGGAUACCGGAUUCCGGGAAGCUGGCUGAAAAUGAAUUUUAAUAUUUAUGGUGAUAAAUCUGUAUGCUAUUCUUUUCUUUUUUACACACAAGUUUGGUCACCUUGAGGGCUCUUUUAUUUUUAUUUUGGAAUAUUAUAUCUAAUUAAUAUAAAUUGUAUUUACAAGUUUUUGAGAUGUUUUGGAUGAAAUUGUGUAGAAUCACAUUUGUGUGUA